Didymodactylos carnosus is the source of this 807-nucleotide messenger RNA. Lineage: Eukaryota; Metazoa; Rotifera; Eurotatoria; Philodinida; Philodinidae. The record is from the annotation of a GenBank genome assembly.
AUGCUAUCAAUAUCUACGCUCUUCGUCUUGAUCUCAAUUGGAUUAGUUUACAAUACACCUGUUAGGGGGAAAUCUUGCGAAGCUCAAGUAUACAAUUCACCAGGUGUAUGCGAGAGUCGAUUAUUCAUCCCCCAACCGUGUGACUCGGCGACGCUCGAAUUGGGAGCGACAAAUUUCAAAACAUGUACUGAUGUUAGGCUUUCAUGGGAUUAUCCGACAAAUAACUUAACGAUGAUAAUUGAAACACCUUUCACACAACAGCGUCAACCAUAUGCUGUUAAUCUUGACAGUUAUUGGAUGUUUGGUGGUAAAACCUAUCGAGUACUAGACGGCAAAGAAACUGAAUUGAAAUCAGAUGGUAAAGCUGCACCACAAAAAUCGGAUUCCAAUUACCAGGUUAUAUUUAAGCUACAGUUUCCUCCAUCGCUCACCUUAUAUGGGUUAUCAUCUGGCGAGUUGUUGGGAGUUGCUGUUACGCGGCUAGAAGCUGGUGGCAGCUGCGAUGCGCUUGUUGGUCGUUCCUCGUGGUGGCCUCUAGAUAGAUCACCCAUUAUGGAGGAAUUGAUUGAGCCUGCGUUGGUGCGCCCGAUGCCAUUGAUCCAGCAAUUAUCGUUAACUGCUAGUUUCAUCCGAAAUUGUAGCUUUCGAUAUGAUGAUCAAGCUUUGGCGCGUGUCGUAGAAUGUGGACACUGCAAGCGUCUGAAGAGUGAGGCCAUUCAGGCUCCAGGCUGUAUUUCAUUUUCUCCCUUAGGCUACGAACAACGGAGUGAGCAUGCCGUUUCUGCCCUGCUUGGAAAAUCAGUUUAA